Molecule: messenger RNA, 1665 nt
Organism: Camelina sativa (false flax)
Lineage: Eukaryota; Viridiplantae; Streptophyta; Magnoliopsida; Brassicales; Brassicaceae
Source: RefSeq, a predicted model, not a curated record
AUGGCGUCUCAUUCAUCUUCCGCGAUUCCGAAUAUUACAACGGCGACUCCGGUGACGAAUUCGUCUUUGUGUAACGAUCUUUAUGAGAAUCCGUUGUAUCUUCACAGUACCGAUCAUGCUGGGCUCCAGAUAGUCACUGAUCGCCUCAAUACUGGAGCGGAGUUUCAUUCUUGGCGACGAUCUGUUCGCAUGGCUUUGAAUGUGCGAAACAAACUUGGAUUCAUUGACGGUACUAUUACUCAACCUUCUUCUGAUCAUCCUUCGUAUGGUUCUUGGUCAAGAUGCAAUGAUAUGGAUGAUGCUCCGCGUGUAUUUGAGAUAGAACAACGUCUAGGAUCAUUACAACAGGGCUCAAUGGAUGUUAGUGGCUAUUAUACUGAGUUAGUCACAUUGUGGGAGGAAUAUACCAGUUAUAUCGAGAUUCCUGUUUGUACUUGUGGGCGUUGUGAGUGUAAUGCAGCGGUUUUGUGGGAGAGAUUGCAGCAACGAAGUAAGGAUACCAAGUUUUUGAUGGGUCUUAACGAUGGUUUUGAUCAAACAAGGCGACAUAUAUUGAUGCUCAAGCCUAUCCCGAGUAUUGAUGAAGUUUUCAACAUGGUUCAACAAGAUGAACGACAGCUGAAUGUCAAGCCGAUUAUCAAGGCUGAGAAUGUAGUGUUUCAGACGACUGGAUCUUAUGAUGGAGCAAUGUAUGAGUCUGGUGAGUUUGCUGGUGCUUACAGUUCGUAUCGACCAAGGAGUAAUAGGCCAUUGUGUACUCACUGUGGUCAGAUGGGACACACGAUCCAGAAGUGUUAUCGUCUCCAUGGCUAUCCUCCUGACUACAAGCAUUAUGAUAGUAACAAUGGUGGUACUAAUAAUGGUGGUAAUAACUCUGCUUAUCGACCUACUAAUUCUUUGGCUCCUCGCGGUCAGAGUUACACAGCUCCAAAAUCCAUGUCUAAACCAUCUGAGACUAAUAUGCAACAGACUGUUGCUAAUGUGUUCGCUGGAACACCGACUGAGCAGUUUCCAUAUUAUCCUCCUCCACCAGUUUCUCCAAUGAGCUUGGAUGUUACUAAAAUCUCUCAGUCUCAAGUCCAGGGGCUUAUUCACCAAUUGAAUCAGAUGUCUGUUCAAGUAGCUGCCUCAGAGCCUGUAGCUCCGGUUCCUCAGUCUUCCAGUUCAAUCUCUGAAAAAGGUGUCAUGGCUGUUAAUUCGACUUCCGGUAAUGUCUUUUCUAUUUCUUCUAACUUGAGAUAUGAGAAUCAUUUGCUUACUUUCCAUCAUCAUUGUCUUUCAUCACUACAAACUGCUUUGCCUAGUGGUUCUUGGAUAAUUGACAGUGGGGCAACAAGUCAUGUUUGCUGUGAUUUGUCUAGAUUUAGGGAUGUUCGUGUUAUAUCAGGCAUAACAGUUACUUUGCCAAAUGGUAUAAAAUUGCCCAUUCAUCAUUCUGGAAAUAUACAUUUGUCUGCAUUAUUGAUUCUUUAUGAUGUUUUACACGUUCCUGACUUUCAUUUUAACCUGAUUAGUGGGUUUUCUCAGGACUCGAUGAUUGGUAGGGGUCAUCUCAUGCAUCAUCUUUACAUUCUAGAUUUACAAUCCCUAUCAUCUCUCGACGUUCCUGAGUCUUCUUCUUCUGAGUUCUUUUGUAGAUCCUUGUCAUCUGAUGCGACUCUCUGA